Pocillopora verrucosa is the source of this 2561-nucleotide messenger RNA. Lineage: Eukaryota; Metazoa; Cnidaria; Anthozoa; Scleractinia; Pocilloporidae. The record is from RefSeq and is a predicted model, not a curated record.
CUGUGGUGAUGUCAGAAGAAACAUACGAGCUCUAAAUUCAUAUUGUGUAACAAAAGAACAGACAUUUCCAACUGUGAUCAGUCCUGCGAGCACUUCAACCAUGCUCCGUGCAAAGUUGUUCGUACUGUUUAUGAUCCUCCACAGCCUGGUGCUAUCUUCUUCUGCAAAGCCACCCGACAAAGGAGCUAAAAAAAUAUCAUUCGAAAAGGAAAACAAACAUGAUACUGAACCAAACACGAAUAAUGGAAAGAAAGGGAGUUUUGCAACCAUCAAGGAUAUAAAACAUAAACUCGCAAUCGCCAAAGAAGAACUGAAAGACCACAGCCAAGAAGAUACUAAAAGCACGCUGAAGGAUUUAGAAAAAGACUCUAAAACUGAAAUACCUGAGAAGAAUUCGAGCUUUAGGCAUCAUAAUUAUGAAGAAAUGACAUGGCUUUUGAAGGAGUAUUCCAGAAAAUAUAGCAAAAUAGCUCGUUUGUAUGACAUUGGUACUUCGGUGCAGAACCGCAAAUUGUGGGUCAUGGAAAUCUCCAAUAACCCAGGGAAGCACGAGCCAGGGGAGCCAGAAUUUAAAUACGUCGCUAACAUGCACGGGGAUGAAGCAGUAGGAAGAGAGAUGCUUCUUCAUUUAAUUAGGUAUCUUUGCAAAAACUACGAAGUCAACGAGAGAGUCACUAACAUUGUGGACACGACUAGAAUCCACAUUAUGCCGAGUAUGAAUCCUGACGGAUACGAGAUGGCUGCCACAUUCGCUGAUGGGGAAGACAGCUGGAAAUCAAGCCGACCUAAUGCUAACGGUAUCGACUUGAAUCGUAAUUUUCCAGAUCAGUUUUUUCCAAGCACCAACGGGCCACCCCAACCGGAAACCCGCGCUGUCAUGAAGUGGAUCAAUUCUAUUCCUUUUGUGCUGUCAGCCAGUUUGCAUAGUGGGGCUCUCGUGGCCAAUUACCCGUAUGAUGAUAAUCCCUCGGGACAGAGCGUGUACAGCGCCACGCCUGAUGAUGACGUAUUCAGACAGAUUGCGCGUGCGUACUCAGAGGCACAUCCCACAAUGCAUUUAGCAAACGCACCUUGGAAAUGCAAAGAGAUUCCGCGAGAGCAUUUUAUAGACGGAAUAACAAAUGGUGCCAAGUGGUUUAGCGUAUCGGGAGGAAUGCAAGAUUACAAUUAUGUGCACUCUAACUGCUUUGAUAUUACGCUUGAACUCGGUUGUCAGAAGUUUCCUAAUGCAAGCGAACUGCCAGAAUACUGGCAGGAGAACAAAGAAGCGCUCCUUAGUUAUAUAGAGCAGGUCCAUACUGGUGUCCACGGUUUUGUUAAAGAUCAAGAUGGUAACCCAGUGGACGAAGCCAGAGUAGCUGUUUCAAAUCGCCGCCAUGAUGUGUUCUCCGCGAGUGACGGCGACUUUUGGCGAUUACUAGUACCAGGCUCCUAUGACAUCACGGUUUCGGCCAAAGGAUUUGAACAGGAAACCAAAUCAUGUACAGUACUGCCUAAUAAACCCGCCAACCUCAACUUCACUCUGACCAGGAUGAGAAUGAGAGAACCCAGGCAUCAGGUACAACAGGGCUCUUGGCCUCGAGACCGAAUUUCACACGGUGGAGAAUUCAGGGAUACACAGGAAAAUGGUCUGAGCCAGAGCAGGGGCAUGCGCAGAGGGCUUGAUGACGAACGUGCCGAUGACUUUGAUGAUAAGCGUAGAGGGAUGUCGUAUGAUGGAUUUGGACAAAGUGCACGAAUCUUUCCUCACCCUAAAUAAGGAUCCUUAAAAAGACGCAUAACUUUCUGUUAAAAAAAGAAUUUCUUCCACAAUGUUUCUACCCAAAUCGGUUCUAAUGUAUACACCCAUAUAAAACACUCAAUUUUCCGGGAGCUUCUAGUCUUAUCAUACCGUUCGUCUGUAUCGUAUUUCGAACCCAAUUGAAACACAAUUUUCUAAGGAAUGUGACAUCCCUUAUCAUCAUUCUUGCCUCUGAGAUAAUUUAGCUUAUUUUAAGGAUUUUAUUGCUAUUUAGUUACGAUCCAUAAUUGUGAAAGAAUAUUUCGGCCGUCGUUUAUCCUCCAACGAAUUUGUUAAUGAUGUUUUUCUUAGUUCAACGUCGAAUUGUGUUUUACGCCGCGCGAAAACUGGUUUCGACCUAACAAGUCAGAGUUUUUAUAUCUGCUUUUCCCCAGUUUCCGCACCUACGCUUUUUUUCCAUCUCACUGACUAUCAGCUACAUUCUCCGGGUUAGCUUUUGCCUACCGUUAUAGCUUUCCGUUGAAAGUUCCCAACUACUGGCGUCCUUUACAAUGGCUUGUUAUACUUUGUUACCCAUAACUCUCAGCGUUUACUCGCCAUUUGAGAUCUGGGUACGAAAAAAAGGAUUUUAAUUAAAGUAAAAUGCUUGCAUAUGAAGCAGAUGACGGGCAUAGAUUUUUGUUCAAGAAAAAAUAUGUUAGCCGUAAGACAAUGAAAUAAUUUUUAAAACUAAUCAAAGUGUAUUUUAAAAUUGUAGUUUCCCAGCUUAAAAAAUGUUCCCUUCAUUUUAAGAGAGCUCAUUAGAUCAUAAAACAUUAAU